Molecule: messenger RNA, 1246 nt
Organism: Rhinolophus ferrumequinum (greater horseshoe bat)
Lineage: Eukaryota; Metazoa; Chordata; Mammalia; Chiroptera; Rhinolophidae
Gene: STX7
Product: syntaxin 7
Exons: 10
Coding region: 208-927 (239 amino acids)
Biological process (GO): intracellular protein transport; vesicle fusion; vesicle-mediated transport
Cellular component (GO): membrane; SNARE complex; synaptic vesicle
Molecular function (GO): SNARE binding; SNAP receptor activity
Source: RefSeq, a predicted model, not a curated record
GCCUCCUUCCUGGGCUGUACUGCGGGCAUGCGCAGUGGGCGGCCUACCUCCAGCACCCUUCAGUUUAGAAUCGUAUCUGGGGGCUCUGGGGCCUUUGGGUGCCCGUGGCCGGAGCAGGAGGAGGAAGCCGAGGAAGUUGGGGUGACUGCUUAGCAAACUGCGCAGCCCAUCAACAGCUGAUGAAAUUAGUGCACAAGCAAAUCAACCAUGUCUUACACUCCAGGAAUUGUUGGUGACUCCACCCAGCUGGCCCAGCGUAUCUCUUCCAAUAUCCAGAAGAUCACACAAUGUUCUGUGGAAAUACAAAGGACUCUGAAUCAACUUGGAACACCUCAAGAUUCACCUGAAUUGAGGCAACAGCUGCAACAGAAGCAGCAGUAUACUAACCAGCUUGCCAAAGAAACAGAUAAGUACAUUAAAGAGUUUGGAUCUCUGCCCACCACCCCCAGUGAACAGCGUCAAAGGAAAAUACAGAAGGAUCGCCUAGUGGCUGAAUUCACAACAUCACUGACAAACUUUCAGAAGGUCCAGAGGCAAGCUGCUGAGAAAGAGAAAGAGUUUGUUGCUCGAGUGAGAGCCAGUUCCAGAGUAUCUGGUGGUUUUCCUGAGGAGAGCUCAAAAGAGAGGAAUCUUGUAUCCUGGGAAAGCCAAACUCAACCACAGGUGCAAGUGCAGGAUGAUGAAAUUACAGAGGAUGACCUUCGCCUUAUUCAUGAGAGAGAGUCUUCUAUUAGGCAACUUGAAGCUGAUAUUAUGGAUAUUAAUGAAAUAUUUAAAGAUUUGGGAAUGAUGAUUCAUGAGCAAGGAGAUAUGAUAGAUAGCAUAGAAGCCAACGUUGAAACUACAGAGGUGCAUGUUCAACAAGCAAACCAGCAACUGUCAAGGGCAGCAGAAUAUCAGAAAAAAGGUUCCUGCAUGUUGCUGUGAGAUACACAAGGCAUUAAAGAAAUAUAGAAAUCUACAACCAGGAAUGAAGAAUGGAACAAAACUCUUAACCUUUAUAUUUUAAAUGACAUAUUAUAAUUUUUUUGCCUCUGUUUUUUAUUUGUAUGUUGAGAUUUUGAAUGCAGUUUCUGUCAAUAUUAAACAAUGAGAAUGAUUUUGGAAAUGAAUAAAUUUACCUUAGGAAAAAUUGCCAAACAUUUACAUUUGGUGAUAUUUUCGGAGAACACAUUUUGAAGACAACUGUUUUUUAAAUUUAUUUUUCAAUUACAGUUGACAUUCAAUAUCAUAUUAGUUUCAGGUG